AUGCUCCGCCAGGCUACCAACAAUCCCGACGUCGUCAGAGGAGCCGAUGCGAAGAUCAGGGAGGCUGAGCGGUCACUCUCCUAUUUCGAGGAUACCCUCCGCCAGCUUCAGUCUCGCAAGAUGAUGCAGGCACAGCAGGAUGAUCCGUCAAGAUCAGGCAGUCCGGCUCCUGCUCAGGCUGGUGGCUCAUAUUCCCAACGCGCUGGACGCCAAUCCGAUAGCAAUCGCGUUCCUCAAUCACCAGCACCGGAUGGUUCACGACGUAGCGCGCACAGCCCGCAGUCUCCAGAUAUGCGUGCGUCCACCGGUAGUCUUCCCAACGAUGACGCCUAUGGUGUCCCGAAGCCCAAGACGUACACGAAACUGGAUCUCAUCAAAGCGGACACACCUCACACGACGGCUAAGAUUUCGCGCAUGCUUCAUGAACUCGAGUUCAAGCUUCAGGUGGAAAUACAGUUGAAAAAGGGCAUUGACAAAAUGGCAAAGCUCUUCCAAGCUGACGGCGACAGGAGAUCAAGAGCUGACGCGGAGGCUAAGAAGAUUGAGAGCGAAAGAAAGAUUCAACUUUUGCAGACCGCCCUCAAACGUUAUAAGACCUUGCACAUUCUCGAUGAUGCGGAAGAAGACGAUGAUCCUGGAGUGCCUGGCGUGGUUGGUCCUGGUGGAGAAGGCGAACGGAACAACAACUUACGUUCGAAGAAUCUCUCCGGUAAAUUGUUGGUGACACUCAAAGGAGCGCGAGAGCUGGAACAUGCUCCCACUGCCUCUCGAUCUCGUUCCGCCUCGAAACAGAUCGAAACAUAUGUGUCGUUCAAGGUGGAAGGCACAGAACGCGCUCGUUCUCAUCCGACAAGGACCGACCGCUGGAUGGAAGACUUCGAAAUCAUCAUUGAGAAGACGAACGAGGUUGAGAUCACCGUCUACGACAAAUCAGUCGGUGAACUGCAUCCUGUUCCGAUCGGUCUGCUAUGGAUCAAAAUCAGUGACCUCGUUGAUGCUCAACGAAAGCAAAAGGUCAUGAUGGAGAAUGGUCAAGGUGGCUGGGUCACCGCAGGAGCCAUGAGCGGCGAUAGUUCGACCAUAAGCGCGCACGGACAGCCAGGUGCUACUGGCGAUAUGAAUGCGCCCAUUGGACUCAGCGACAACAGAGUCGUGCAGCCCUCUUCUUCUGCUCCUUCCACGGGACAAACUGAGGGGAUCGACGCCUGGUUCGCUGUAGAGCCAGCAGGUGCGAUUGCGUUACAACUGAACUUUGUGAAAGAGAACGUUCGAAAACGCCCACUCGAUGCACCUGGAGGGCUUGGCCGUCAAGGUGCUGUUCGCAAGCGCAAGGACGAGGUUCAUGAGAUGAAUGGACACAAGUUUGUCCAACGGCAAUUCUAUCAGAUCAUCCUGUGUGCCUUCUGCAACGAGUUCUUGCUAAAUGCUGUCGGUUAUCAGUGUGAGGACUGCCGAUACACUUGCCACAAGAAGUGUUACGAAAAGGUAGUCACGAAGUGUAUUUCUAAAUCAAAUACAGGAGACGAUGAUGCGGAGAAGAUCAACCACCGCAUCCCACAUCGCUUCGAACCUAUUACCAACAUCGGUGCGAACUGGUGCUGUCACUGUGGUUAUAUGCUCCCGCUGGGCCGGAAGAAUGCUCGCAAGUGCACGGAAUGUGGCAUCACCUGCCAUGCAAACUGCGCUCACCUUGUCCCUGACUUCUGUGGAAUGUCGAUGGAGACCGCGAACAUACUACUUCGUGACUGGCGAGACAUCAACAAGGCUCGCGGCGGCAAGCCCACGCAGGCCCGUCGAACUACGCAACCUUCCAAAGCUCCGAUGCUCCCGGAGCUCCAUGCAGACCAUGUCGCCGAUGAUAUGGGCCAGCUGAAGCUUGCCGAAUCGCCUUUGCCUCAGAAGGAGGCUGCCUAUACCCGCCAGCAGAUGCACAGCCCUCCACCUGAAGCCAUGCCGCCUGAUCACCGCGUGCCGCCGUCUGCACAGGCGGCGUAUCCUGGUCAAGCACAACGUCUGCCUCCUGGUGCAAUGCCUACAGGUGUCACCCACGAAGAGCCAGCGUCGCCACAAGCACAUUCAGAGCCAGCGCCUGUAUAUGCUCAGCAGACACCUAUUGCUGCUUCUCAGCAGUUGCCACAAGCGCCGGCCCAGCCAUACCGCCAACCUACCCGCAAGCGCAAAGUGGGCUUGGAUGACUUCAACUUCCUCGCCGUCCUCGGAAAGGGCAACUUUGGUAAGGUUAUGCUUGCGGAGGAGAAGAAGUCCAGCAGCUUGUACGCCAUCAAAGUACUGAAGAAGGAGUUCAUCAUCGAUAACGAUGAGGUCGAGAGUACGCGUUCGGAAAAGCGUGUAUUCUUGGCAGCUGCGCGAGAACGACAUCCGUUCCUGCUAGGCCUCCAUUCUUGCUUCCAGACGGAGACCCGGGUCUACUUCGUCAUGGAGUACGUCAGUGGUGGCGAUCUCAUGCUUCACAUCCAGCGCAAGCAGUUCUCCCUUCGGCAAGCCAAGUUCUACGCAUCAGAAGUGCUUCUUGCUCUCGAGUAUUUCCAUGCUAACGGUAUUAUUUACCGUGACCUAAAGCUGGACAACAUUCUUCUGACGUUGGAUGGCCAUGUUAAAGUCGCUGACUAUGGACUUUGCAAGGAGGACAUGUGGUUUGGGUCAACAACAAGCACCUUCUGUGGCACGCCAGAGUUCAUGGCCCCUGAGAUUCUGCUUGAGCAGCGUUACGGGCGUGCAGUUGACUGGUGGGCAUUUGGUGUACUCAUGUACGAAAUGCUGCUUGGGCAAUCUCCCUUCCGUGGCGAUGACGAAGAUGAGAUCUUCGAUGCGACUCUGGAGGAUGAGCCUCUGUAUCCGAUCACGAUGCCAAGAGAUGCAGUCUCAAUAUUGCAGAAGCUGCUGACUCGAGACCCUGCACGACGUUUGGGUUCUGGGAAGGGCGAUGCGGAAGAGAUCAAGCGGCAUCCAUUCUUCAAGGAUGUCAACUUUGAUGACGUCAUGAACAAGCGCAUCCCACCUCCGUAUUUCCCUACUGUGAACGGCACUGCUGACACGAGCAACUUCGAUGAGGAGUUCACUCGUGAACAGCCCACACUGACGCCGGUUCAUACACAGCUGUCAAGUCGUGAUCAGGCCGAGUUCAAUGGCUUCUCUUGGGUUGCGUCAUGGGCAGACGUAUGA
This is a messenger RNA of Laetiporus sulphureus 93-53, 3183 nucleotides long. RefSeq names its product protein kinase C. NCBI's taxonomy places the organism in Eukaryota, Fungi, Basidiomycota, Agaricomycetes, Polyporales, Laetiporaceae. The record is from RefSeq and is a predicted model, not a curated record. The transcript has 11 exons. The coding region runs from base 1 to 3183 and encodes 1060 amino acids. Gene Ontology annotation, biological process: fungal-type cell wall biogenesis; signal transduction; protein phosphorylation. Gene Ontology annotation, molecular function: ATP binding; diacylglycerol-dependent serine/threonine kinase activity.